This is a messenger RNA of Sorex araneus (European shrew), 2435 nucleotides long. RefSeq names its product thioredoxin like 4B (gene TXNL4B). Lineage: Eukaryota; Metazoa; Chordata; Mammalia; Eulipotyphla; Soricidae. Gene Ontology annotation, cellular component: U4/U6 x U5 tri-snRNP complex; spliceosomal complex; U5 snRNP. Gene Ontology annotation, biological process: mRNA splicing, via spliceosome. The coding region runs from base 348 to 716 and encodes 122 amino acids. The transcript is spliced from 4 exons. The record is from RefSeq and is a predicted model, not a curated record.
UCCGUUUCCGGCCCCGUUAGUGAGUGUUGCUAGGCGACCGCCUGAGGGUUCCCUGGGAAUCUGGAACCUGCAGGAUUGGGUCGAGGGAAGGCACUGCGGAGUGCGCGUGAGGGGCGCCGACGGCUCUCCGAGCAGGGACUGACCCAGUCGGUGUCGCCUUCCGCUGCAGCGCUGGCCCCGGGAGACCCGCCCCGGGCUCCUGUCUCCGUCGGUCGGGGGUUCGUGGAUGUUGGGGGAGCAGGACGCGGCCGUCUGAGGCGCGGAGAGCUCCGCGCGACGCCCCGGGCCCUGAGGAGAGACGGAACCACCCGGGUGUUCUUUGCGGGACAGCAAGUCUUUACUUCAAGAUGAGCUUCCUUUUGCCCAAACUGACUAGCAAAAAGGAAGUUGACCAGGCAAUAAAAUGCACUGCAGAGAAGGUAUUGGUGCUCAGGUUUGGGAGAGAUGAGGAUCCUGUCUGUCUGCAACUGGAUGAUAUUCUCGCUAAAACCGCCGCUGACCUGAGUAAAAUGGCCACCAUCUACCUAGUAGACGUGGACCGAACUCCAGUGUACACACACUACUUUGACAUCAGUUAUAUUCCCUCCACGGUGUUCUUCUUCAACGGGCAGCACAUGAAAGUCGAUUAUGGGCCUCCUCGAUGGGGUUGUGCUGACCCAGGCAACGUUUUGCCCCUCCGAGCCCAAGUUUUUCCUGGGCCCACCAUAUCCUUCUAGUGACUUGAGGGACCUCGGGGGAGACACCAGAUUGAUUGCCUGCCCUCGGGAACACCUGUCCACGACACACUUCCCGAAUCAACCUUUCCACCCCCAGGAAAGCUCUUCAGAUGCCAGGAGUCCACAUGCUGCUUGUCUGCUCUGGCCCGAAGGCCUUGUCCUUUGGAGUCUCGCCCUGUGCUGUUGCCCAAGUGUUUCACAAACCCGCCGUGUGCCAACUCCAGGUCAUUCCCUCCCGGCUCCCACAUUUCCUGAUGCAGGUGGCAAGCCACUCACUCCAUUCCGUGUGUGACCGCAAAGUGCCUCCGGGAAUUUUCCCAGCUGGGAAUUCCCAGGGUCAUCCCUGGAGAUCAGGCGGAUAAUGCCAUAGUCCCAGCACAUUCCUCAUGGAGAGAGUCUGGCAUGUGUGUCAGACAUGAAGGAAGCAGGUAACAUGUUUUCCAGAUACAUGCAAGAUUGCACUGGACCUCUCUGACUUCUCUAAUAGGCUGGAAAAAGAAAAUUGACUAAAUGGAGAGAAAAUCCCCGUGAACAUCAAAUCAAGCACAUAGAGGUUUAUUUUCUUUUAAAAAGGUGGGGAAGUUUAAUGUCCUGUAAUUAACAUGGCUAUGAUAUGUGCAAUUCCCCGCCCGCCUUUCCUGCCACACAUCUCUUUUUUGUGAGCAAUAUACCAAUUUUCGUUUGCAAUAAACCUUGAAAAAUAUCAGAAGAAAAAAAGGUGGAGAAGUCAAUGACAAGAGCUGGUUUUGACAGUUCUGUGAAGCUCUCUCCAGCAUUGGGGCCUGUGGGCUGACAGAUUCAGAGGCUGCCAGAGUUCCAGCAAUCAGACCUGUUUCCAGCAGCAGACUGCCCAGGAGCUGCACACAGUACUUUUACAUAGUUGAGUAUAUGUCCAUUGAGUAGAAUUUGAUUAUUUAUACACACACUGCUGGCAAUGGAGAUAGAUGUAGUCUUCGAGAAUAUAGCACGUGGGGCCUUUGAUAAAACUAUUGGCCAGAUCACCUUGAAUUUGAUGGUCUUAGAUUUCAAAAGACUAAAGAAAGAUACAGUGACUGAUUGUACAAGGCACUUUUUUUUUUUUGCUUUUUUUUUUUGGGUCACACCUGGCGAUGCACAGGGGUUACUCCUGGUUCUGCACUCAGGAAUCACUCCUGGCCAUGCUCAGGGGACCAUAUGGGAUGCUGGGAAUCGAACCCGGGUCUCCCGAGUGCAAGGCAAAUGCCCUACCCACUGUGCUAUUGCUCCAGCCCCUGUACAAGUCACUUUUAAGACAAUGGAAUCUCUACUGAAGGCUAGAUAGUAGAAAAUCAGGUCUAAUCAUAGAAUCAUGGCAUCACAGAAACCUGUUCUCAUUUUUAUUUUUAUUUAUUUAUUCUUUUUGGGUCACACCCAGCAUUGCACAGGGGUUACUCCUGGCUCUGCACUCAGGAAUUACUCCUGGUGGUGCUCAGGGGACCAUAUGGGAUGCUGGGAAUCGAACCCGGGUCGGCUGCUUGCAAGACAAAUGCCCUACCCGCUGUGCUAACGCUCCAGCCCCCUGUUCUCAUUUUUAGAAGACAGAGGUGGUGAGAUACUGAAUAAUGAAGUGUCCUAACAUUUACCUCUUCCUUCAAAAUGAUUCAUCCAAUACGAAUAGGCAGAAAGACUGGUAUAGAAAACCUGAAAAGGGGGCUGGAGCUAUAGCACAGCGGGGAGGGCGUUUGCCUUGCACUCGGCCAA